AUGGAUGCCAAAGAAAUCCUUACUAUCAUUUCGAAUUUGGAGAAGACUUCCGAUGACGCCACGAUUCUCAAGCUCUUGAACAUUUUAAACGAUGGAGUUAAGCCUACUGAAAGUUUAUUGAGAGAGACCAAAGUUGGUAUGGCAGUUAAUAAGCUUAAUAGCACCAGUAAUUUAGAGAUUAGAUCAUUGGUUAAAAAGAUGAUCAAAGGCUGGAGAGAAGUAGUUCAGAAUGAAAGGAAUAAGAAGAAGAAAGAGGAAGCAGCAGCAUCAUCAUCUACUGAUUCUAAGAAGUCUGGUGCGGGUAACCCCAGUAGUAGUAGUAAUAACAAUACCAAUAAUACCAAUAAUGCUAAAAUGGGACCUAGAAACCCUAAAAUUGAUGGUAUAAAUACUAGUUUAUACGAUAAUCCUACUAGAAAUGCAUCUGUGGGUGCAUUAUACACAGCUUUAGCCAUUGAAAGAAGUGACCCAUCGGAUCUAAUUUUGAAGAAGGCAAGAGAAAUUGAAUCUGAAGUGUUUAAAGGUGAAUAUUCAUCAGUUAAUGAUAAUUAUAGAAACAAAUUAAGAUCAUUUACUAUGAAUUUAAGAAAUAAAAAGAAUCCAGAAUUAAGAGAUAGAAUUUUAACUGGGAAAAUUAUGCCUCCAGCUUUUGUUAAAAUGACUCCAAAUGAAAUGGCACCGGAAGCUUUAAAGAAAGAAAUUGAAAAAUUACAUAAACAAAACUUAUUUGAUGCUCAAGGUGCAACAGAAAAGAGAGCUGUCACUGAUAGAUUUACUUGUGGCAAAUGUAAACAUAAGAAGGUUAGUUAUUAUCAAAUGCAAACCAGAUCUGCGGAUGAACCUUUAACUACUUUUUGUACAUGUGAGAACUGUGGUAACAGAUGGAAGUUUUCGUAA
Lizanozyma spartinae is the source of this 897-nucleotide messenger RNA. It is a transcript of the gene DST1, whose product is annotated as transcription elongation factor DST1. Gene Ontology annotation, molecular function: zinc ion binding; RNA polymerase II transcription regulatory region sequence-specific DNA binding. Gene Ontology annotation, biological process: transcription elongation by RNA polymerase I; transcription elongation by RNA polymerase II; regulation of mRNA 3'-end processing. The transcript has a single exon. Bases 1 to 897 code for a protein of 298 amino acids. Lineage: Eukaryota; Fungi; Ascomycota; Pichiomycetes; Serinales; Debaryomycetaceae. Gene Ontology annotation, cellular component: nucleus. The record is from RefSeq and is a predicted model, not a curated record.